AAUCUGGCCACGAAGAAGAACAUGGCGGCUGCUGAUUGGAUGAACGAUGAGGGGCGUAGAAUAAGCCAUGAGUGUUUUUAUGAGAAACACAAUGUACAACAGUCGUAACGCUCAUUUUUAUAGCGGUUUAUACACUCUAUAACAAUAAUUAUAUCGUUUAAAUGCUAUUGAUGAAACUUACGAGUGUAAUGCCGUCAGUAAGUUGAUUGACUGCGCCCUCCACAGCUUGUUGUUGUACCUUUAUUGAAGGAAAUGUCCAGAAUUUCCACCUUCAUGAACUCUCUGUACCGAACCUCCACUCGGAUCAUAUGGAGAAGUUCACCGAAUAUCCCUCCACUGCCCGGGCUAACGCGUGUUUUUACAGCCGGUAAAAAGGACCUGAUAGAGCUGCCAGCCCUGAAUGAAGACGAGCUUGAAGAACAAUUUGUAAGAGGAUCUGGACCUGGAGGACAAGCCACCAACAAGACUAGCAACUGUGUGGUGCUCAAGCAUAUCCCCACUGGAACCAUUGUGAAGGUGAAAUUGAUUGAAAACUGAUGUUUAAGUCACUGCUGAUAAUCUGCUGCAAGUCAGAGUAACACAAUUGACAAUCCAGGCUAGUGUCAUAGAUCUUUUAGGUGUGACAAAAAUACAAGUUUAGCAGUUAAUGAAAACUACUGUACGGUGGCCGAGAACUGCCACUGCUGCAGAUAAAAAAGAAUGUAAAAAAAAAGAAAGAAGUCACAACGGAAGAUGCAAAAAAAGAGAAAGAAAAGAAACCGAAGCCUGCUGCAAUGAAAAAAAAAAGAAACGGUGCAGAUAAAAACAACAGAAGUUAACAAAGCAAAAACUUACUUUGAGGAGGCAGACAUCGUCCAUUCUUGAACUGGAGGAUGCCGAUGUAGUGUUAGCUUCAGUUCAACUUCAUAUUGACUCAGGCGCUACAUGUCCUAACUAAGUGACGCUGAAAAGUACAUGAAGCGAAAUUAAAUAAUAACCUUUCCACUAACUUCUUUGCUUGUCUUUUCGCCGUCGUCUUCUGUGCCUAGAUUAUAAAACACUGGUGCGUCAUCAUUAUUGGUCCCCGGCAGCUCACUUCAGUUGUGACUUUUUUUAUUUGCAUCCUUUUAAUUUCGCAGUAUUUUUUUUUUUUUUUUUUUUUUUUGCAUCGCUAACUCACAUUGUGACUUCCUUUUUUUUUGCAUUCUUUUUUCAUUUGCAGCAGUGGCAGUUCUCGGCCACUGUACUACUCAAUGCUCAGGCUAAAAAUGGAAUCUUUGAUGGGCAAAAGCUCCAGAAAAGUGUAUAAAUGACUCAGAAGUGAACCAUUUAUUUUUGGCAACCAAAUUCAUGAAGUCAUUUUAAAAUUAAUUUACUUGUGUAAUUUUCCCUGUAGUGCCAUCAAACCAGAUCUGUGGAUAUAAACAGAAAGCGUGCACGGGACAUCAUGAGAGAGAAACUUGAUGUUUUACAAAAAGGAGAACUCAGUGAAGUUCUGGUCAAGAAGAAAGAGUCCAUGAUGAAGAAACAAGAGAAGAGGAGGAAGGUCAAUGAGAAUCUGGAGAGAAAAAGACUUUUCAAAGAAACACUGGCUACAGCUUCUAAACCUGGAAAUGACACUGUUUGAAAUAUUCAGAAUAAAGGCAUGGAUAUGUGAUUUGGCCUUUAUUUGAUGCAGACAAAGACAAAAUAAUCAAACCUGGGAACGGUAUCAAAAGGAAUCAGGCUUGUAUUUUUUUAAAGUGUACUUCAUGUAAAGUUGGAACACAAUGUUCAUCAGUUUGUCCAACACUUAACAGGAUGUUAAGAAAAUGAAAUUAAAGACCAUGUUUUGUUCAUCUC
Molecule: messenger RNA, 1821 nt
Organism: Xyrichtys novacula (pearly razorfish)
Lineage: Eukaryota; Metazoa; Chordata; Actinopteri; Labriformes; Labridae
Source: the annotation of a GenBank genome assembly